AUGUGUGCUCAACAGGAGUUGCCAAAGUAUAUUCCAACAAAUCAUGGUGGCCACCUUACAACAUCUUUGACAACAACAAUGCAUGUGGAAAGUUAUGGUCACUGGAAUGAGAUGUUGGAAUCAACAUAUGUUAAACGCUUGCAAGAUAUUCGUUUGGGUGCAGCUCAACCUCUUACAGUAUCAGAUUGGAGGAAUAAGCUCAAAGGACAUAAGGAAACAUGGGAACUCAAAUCUAUGAGGGAACAGUGA
This is a messenger RNA of Laccaria bicolor S238N-H82, 249 nucleotides long. RefSeq lists its product as uncharacterized. NCBI's taxonomy places the organism in Eukaryota, Fungi, Basidiomycota, Agaricomycetes, Agaricales, Hydnangiaceae. The coding region runs from base 1 to 249 and encodes 82 amino acids. The transcript has 2 exons. The record is from RefSeq and is a predicted model, not a curated record.